CAGCCCGCGCCCGGCGCACACGCAUCGCCGCGCCCUCGCGUCCCCAGCAGUAAAGUUCGGUUCAACUUUGACGCCCUGUCCCUUCCACCUCUCUGCAGGUCCUCGGUGGCCGCGGCGAAACAGGCAGAGGCGGACAUCCAAGCGCAGCCCCGGGGCCCCACGCGGCGGUCGGCGGCGAUAGCAACAGUGGCAAAGGAGCGCGCGAGUGGGCGCCAGAGGGGACGCGGAGAGCGCCUAGCCCGGAGCGCGCCUCUUGGAACUGCGCGUGGGUUCGGGUCACGCAGGGCGCCAGACCUCUGCCGCUUGAACGAGAGCUCACGCUGCAAUUGAUUGGGCCCCUCCGGGAGGGCGCGUGUGUCCCAGGGAGCGGGUGCGGAAGGCAGAAGGGCAGGAAGUCGGCGUUCUGCAGCGAGGGUGGCGCAACCGCGCGGGGACAGAGCCUUCCUUAUUUAUGUGCCUGCCAGCGCUCGUCUGCUUCCUCCGAAGACUUCAGGGAGAGUGUUCGAGCUACCAUCCCCAAGUGUGAGGACGCAGGGCUGGAUGUCAGAACAACAUGCUUAUCCAUUAAACUGCAAACUUUUCUUUUUUUAAACCCAAAGAAUAUCGGUGGCUUUUGCCCACUGCUAGAAGAAGGAGCCCAGGGCUCUUGAGAUGCAGCAGAAUCCGUAUUUAUAACCGAGCCCGGUAGUGCUAUGCAAGCCCCCUCCACUCAGUAAGUUCUCUAUCCUGUGGAUCUCGCUUUUGAGUUUUGAGAUUAGAUUGCGCGCUCUGCACUGGGUCCUGCAACCUCCAUCCUUUCAAUGCCCUGUUAUUUUUGGGACUGCUGGCCUUCCCUGGAGAUUAGAGCGGUCCUGUGUGCCAUGGGCUGUAUUCAGAGCAUCGGAGGCAAAGCCAGAGUCUUCCGGGAAGGGAUUACGGUGAUUGAUGUGAAAGCCUCCAUCGACCCCAUCCCCACCAGCAUCGACGAGUCCUCCAGCGUGGUACUCCGCUACCGGACACCCCAUUUCCGGGCCUCAGCCCAGGUGGUCAUGCCGCCCAUCCCCAAGAAAGAGACCUGGAUCGUUGGCUGGAUUCAGGCAUGCAGUCAUAUGGAGUUUUACAACCAGUACGGGGAGCAGGGCAUGUCUAGCUGGGAGCUCCCUGAUCUCCAGGAGGGCAAAAUUGAGGCCAUCAGCGACUCAGAUGGGGUGAACUACCCCUGGUAUGGCAAUACCACCGAGACCUGCACCAUUGUGGGCCCCACCAAGAGGGAUUCCAAGUUCAUCAUCAGCAUGAACGAUAACUUUUACCCGAGCGUCACGUGGGCCGUGCCCGUCAGCGAGAGUAACGUGGCCAAACUGACCAACAUCUACCGGGACCAGAGCUUCACCACGUGGCUGGUGGCCACCAACACCUCGACCAAUGACAUGAUCAUCCUGCAGACCCUGCACUGGCGCAUGCAGCUCAGCAUCGAGGUGAACCCCAACCGGCCCCUGGGCCAGCGCGCCAGGCUGCGGGAGCCCAUUGCCCAGGACCAGCCUAAAAUCCUGAGCAAGAAUGAGCCCAUCCCGCCCAGCGCCCUGGUCAAGCCCAAUGCCAACGAUGCUCAGGUCCUCAUGUGGCGGCCCAAGUACGGGCAACCGCUGGUGGUGAUCCCGCCCAAGCACCGGUAACAGCCAGGUCGCUGAGAGAACUCACGGAACAAUGUUACUGCUCAGAAGGAAACCCAGAUGCCCUCUCCGGUCAUUCAGAAAAAUACAACCAAUCUACCUUCUCCAGGGGCGGAGCUCACUGUGCUAAUAAUACCCCUGCUGGCCUCCUGGCUCUUCCGUCUGCACAGGGACGAACGUGUCCCCUCCCCUCACCCCUCCCCAGGUCACCUCUGAUCUCCUCUCCUCCCAUCACAAUCACUUGUCCACUGUCUCUGAAACACUGCGCCCCCGCCCCCCCCCACACCUUUGUGGGAUUUAGAGGCAGGGGAGGAGGCUGACCGUGAGGGGACCCAGCCCUCCCCUCCCGCCUCCCCUCUGUCUGUCCUCUGCCAUGCGGCCUUAUGUAGACUUGCUUUGCCAAACUUUUGCCUUAAGCUGAAUUUAAAGGAGAAGAGGAAAGGAAAGGCGACAGGUCUCUUCCCCGCAGGCCCUGCCUCCUUCUGCCAGAGUUGGAGACAGGGGCAGGCCCAGAGGGAGGCCCCGAGCCCCUCUUCCUGGAGAAAGCCAGCUGUUUUAUCAUGUUGUUUUGGCAGAAUCAAAACUACAGACUCUGCCCAGAGCCCCUACUCCACCUCAGUAGAGACCCUCCCUAACACCUGCCAGCGUGCCAGCUGGGCAUAGAUCCUUGACCCCUACUGUCUCUCGGUAGCCUUAACUCGCCUGGUGGGGGUAUUCUGGGAGAAGGGAGGGGCAGGUCCCAAAGUGUUAGGUCAGGGCCAGGGACUUUCAUCUUUGCCAUCUCUAGAACCUGCCCCCAGGUAUGUGGCUAUUUCUCUUCCAUUCACCUUGGUCCCAAAUGCCUGCCGGGGCGGGCCUGGGUGGGGGUGGGGGCAUUGCCACUAAAUCCUGACAGUCCCAGCUGUUUUUAAGGUCACACUUGAAUCUGGGGUUCCAGUGCCCCAGGCUGCCCAUCCGUUAGCACACUGUAAAGGAGCCUUGACAGGCUUCUGGUUCAUUCUCAGGGGAAGUGGGUCCCAGAUUCUCUGGGGGUGGGCUGCAGAUAGGUAGGCUCUGAGUGCCAGUUGGAGGGUGCUUGGGCCCCCUCCCCUCCCCGUCAUAGGUGCUCCUGGGGUGGGGAGGUCUGGGGAGCAGUCAGCCGACCCCGUUUCUUGCUGAAGAAGGAAGACCAGGCCCAGGGCUGCAGAGUCCCAUGCUUGGGAGGUGGCAGGCCAUGGUGAAACUGGUUUGACACAUACACGUGUGGUAGCCAGUCUUGGGGUCUGCUGUCUGGAGCCCUGGAACCUGGCCCCGAGUGAUGCCGAGGGUUUCUAGAAAUGCCUGCCUUGCCUGCCUGAGGGACAUUCCUUUAAGCACUCCGGCAGCUGCAUCAUCACUAGAUUCCAAUCAGUACUAAGCACAGAAAACGUGUCAUACAGGAACAGUAAAUGCUUUUGCUGCUGCUGAGCCACUUGGAGAGGAGUUGUGGUGACAGCGUGGGAAGACAUGGCUAGAUCCCAGCUCUUCCUACACCUGUGACAUAUUUCCUUCAGGGGUGCUUAAUGUCCGGUCAGUCUCAGGGUACUAGAGCUGGGGACUGCAGUCACCUGGAGUGCAGUGCUGAGCAGUGGGUGCUGAGGGCCACUUGCCACAGCUGCACCUCCUCUGGAACCUUCCUUCAGUGUGUGUGGAGUCUGUCACCUAAGCUGGAAGAGCCAAGGGGCCCCAGCCCCGCACUCUAGGACAGGACUGGCCCUUGGGGAGAGGCCCCUUCUCCUCUUGCCCUGAAGAAAGGAGACUGGGCCCUGGCGAGAGUGGAGGCUAGCCCUUGUCCUGAGCUGGGUGGUCACUAAGGUGUCUUCCUGGACACGGGGCUGGGGAGAGGAAUGACAGUAAGGGCGGCCAGAGCUGCUCUAGUAAUUCCUGAGGCCCCUUCCCCUGCAUGUCUGGCUUUGCACACCUGGCUUCUCUGGCUCCCCUGUCUCUCUACCCUGCUGGUCUGAGACAGGAUGGGGGACAGGGCGGGCGGGGAGGGAGGCGGGACUCCAGAGUGGUUCUCUUGGACUGGCUCCCUCAGCCCAUUGCCUCCUGUUGCAGACAGAUCCCAGGCUUUCUGGGGUCCCUGUCCUUCUCCAGCUGCCCCUCACACCCAUGCCUUCCCAGGCACGGACACUCACCCUUUCCAGCAAUAAGCACCAACCGUACUUGGUCAUGGAGAUACUGUGAACACAGCCCAUGGUUGCACUUACCAGCAGGCGCCAGACUCUUGAAGACAAUGUCAAAUGAACCUUUUUUUAAAAAAAAAGUUUAAAAUAAAAGAUAUAAAAGAUAAAUAAAAUUAAUUUUAAAGCA
Messenger RNA from Mesocricetus auratus (golden hamster), 3980 nucleotides. RefSeq names its product family with sequence similarity 78 member A (gene Fam78a). The transcript is spliced from 2 exons. Lineage: Eukaryota; Metazoa; Chordata; Mammalia; Rodentia; Cricetidae. The record is from RefSeq and is a predicted model, not a curated record. Bases 801 to 1652 code for a protein of 283 amino acids.